GAGGGCGUCAGUGCAACGUGGGACUUUCCAACAAUGUGACCCAGCUGCCACCCCACACGAAGGGCAUCAAUGGUGCCCAGCGUCCAGAGGCGGCGGGGGGCGGGGGGUGAGACCAAGCGUGAGCUGAGACUACAAACUCACCAUGUGUCCAAUGGCCCAUCAGACUUCACUACCAAAACAGAAGUUCAACGGUACAAUUAUUAAGAAUUUCAAGGCAGCCAUUGGAGAGCAGUAAACCGAGGGUGGACCCUUUUUCGUGUAGGACCUGGGCACAGAGAUGGGGGAAGAGCAAAGCCAGCCCUUCCUAAUGGCAACAGCUUUGCCCUAGAAAGCUGAUUUGUAGUCAGGGAGAGGUUUAAGGCACCUCAUUAACAACCCCAGACAGGAUGCCAAGACAGGAAAUGAGAUUUUCCAAGCAAGCAGGAAAUCUAGUUACUAGUCAUUGGAUUGGAAGUAGAGUAUGGGUCAUCAGGAAUAAAGGGGAGGCGAUAUCCCCUGGCCCACAGGGGGUGAGGACUUAUAAUUGUGUAAUUGUGUGUGUGUGUGUGUGUGUGUGUGUGUGUGUGUGUGUCAGCCAUUGAAUAAACCUGAAUGUUCCACAGAUGUAGAACAAAGGUGAAGACGUACUGUCAGGCAAAGACAGAGGGUUGAGAAGCCGCAGGGCAGAUGUUCAAGUGUAAGGGAGUCCCGUUCCCCCCAACCCCCCUGUGGCAUUCUACACUCUAGCUGCGGCCAGCUUCUAGGGAGUAUCCACAGCUCUGCAGGCCCUCCUUCGGGGAGUAAUGGUGGGAGAUGACGUCAUGUGUCUCAAAGAUCCCUGUAGACACUCUAAAUGGGUGCAGUCUUGUGGGACAGGUUGUAAGCAGAGGAGCCUAGGUAGCUCAUGGGUGGGGGAGUCUGCAGCAGGGAAGCCAUCUUUGACUUGGAGUCUCUCGGAUUCCUGUAGAAUACCCGGAUGGGACCUGUUACCUCAUAGUCGAGAGGACUUUUUCAUGUUUUGAGCUUGAACUCAGGUCUGCCGCCCUGUGGCCCUUUUCCAGUUUCAGCGCGGGGGCUUGAUGCCUGCUACAAGUGUUGGGAGGACAGGACACCCAGAACCUAUGGGGCGCAGUUGCUUGGAUGGAGACAAAAGCCCUGAGGCAGAGAAGAUGUGAAAGUAAAGAAAAGACUUGAUACCAAAGAUGCUUUGGAGCCAGAAUACUUCCUGGAUUAGACCUCAUGAUUUGUAUCCCGUGGUGUAUAUCGGCCUCAUGGUUGGUGUGGUAUCGGCGUGGCCUGAUUUGUCAGACGAAUCUUGUACUUUAAAGGUGACAUUUCGCAGUUUCCGGCUUAUCUUGUCAUGGGAAUUAAAAAACCAUUCGAUUGCACCAACUCACUAUACGUUAUGGUACACAGUCAUGAGUAAACCAGACGAUAUGAAGAUCGUGGAGCACUGUUCAAAUAUCACAGCAUCAUUUUGCGACCUAACCGAUGUGUGGGAAGUCCUGCCAGAGACAUACAUCCCCAGAGUUGAUGGAUUCAGGGGAAACACAAUGCUGGUCAGCUGUAUCAGCGAUUUCUUCCUGGCAACACACGUGUCUUUGGAACCACCGGACUUUGAUAUUGUUGGCUCUACCAACCAUAUCAACGUAAUAGUGAAAUUUCCACCAGUCAUUCCCAAGAUACUAAAUGGCGAGAUCUUAGAGUAUUACUUGCCGCUCGUCAUCGAAGAACAGUCAGGGAAGAUUGUUAAGAAGCAUCACCCCAAGCUAAAUGGAAACAUCAUCGGAAAUGUCACUUAUGUCAUCGACAAGCUGAUUCCAAACGCAAACUACUGUGUAUCUGUUUAUUUUAAGUCUAAAGAUAUGGGAGCAAUAAAUAGAUCUCCAGUCAAAUGUACCUUCCUUCAACCUGGACAGGAUACAGAGUCAUCAGAAUCCGCCAAAAUAGGAGGAAUAAUUAUUAUGUUUUUAAUAGCAGCUGUCUUCAUAAGCACCAUAUUAAUACUGAAACGGGUUGGUUAUAUAUGCUUAAGAAAUGAUUUCCCCAAAGUUUUGAAUUUUAAUAACUUGUCAUCCUGGGUCUUUCUCGAGAGGCCACCCUUGGAAACAGUGGCUUUCGUGGAGGUGAUUCACGUUAACAGGAAGAAGAAAGUGUGGGAUUAUAAUUACGACGAUGACAGCGACAGCAAUGAUGAGGUGGCCCCUCCAAUAAGCGGAGGUGGUUAUACUAUGCACGGGCUAACGGGCAGGCUUCUGGGUCCGGCCUCCGCCUCCUCGGCCACCUUGGAAGACUGCAACCAGCCGGACGCUGAGGAACCGGAUCAAUCCGAACCUGAGGCUGACACCGAGCCCCUGAUGGCAGCAUGGCCCAGCCCCGGGCAGCCGGAAUGCUGCAAGAGUGGGGCCUACAAGGAGAGAGGGAGGCUGCCACAGGACCCCGUCUCCGAGGAUGAUGACAGCGCCACCGAGGAGUCUGGGGACAAAAUUACCUUCAAUGUAAAUUUAAACUCUGUGUUUGUGAGGAUCCCCGAUGACGACUCAGAAGUACCCCCGACGUCACCAUCUUUUCUAGAAGAGACAGCCAACCUAGAGGAUUCAGAUGAAACAGAAAUAAGCUUUCUGGCAGCCAGUGGGGAAGGAACACAGCCACCCUUCGCCAGCCCCUCUGCAGAGUGCCCGUGGCCUGAAGACGCUCUUUCUGACAAGAGUGACAGUUCCGAGGCAGAUGCGGACAUCAGGGAUGGUUAUAUAAUGAGAUGACUCCCAAGGAUAGUUAAUUAACAAGGACCGAUGAGGUUCUCCCUCCGCGUACGGUCACCAGCCCCUCCGGGGCCUGCCAGCGAUGUCGGAGGGAAGGUGCUGGAGACCGCGGUCUGCUGGGUGAUUCCUGGUGACAUCAUCUAUGCAGAUUCCCAGGACGGCCACAUGGGACCCUCCUAUCCUGCAGUGUAUUGUUUACAUGUCCCAAGGGAUGCACUUUGAAGGGAAAGUGUCCUGUCCAUUUCCUUCCCCGCAUUUAUAAUGGUUCUGCAUCCUGUCUCCCAGAGUAAGAAGCAGGGUCCCCUGCAUCUUUCCUGGGUGGUCCAAGACCCUGCAAGUUAAUGAAAUUAGCCAGGGUGGGAGUGGAGAGUGAAAAGGAAGACACUCAGCAGGGUUCCUAGCAGGUACAGUCAGCAGUGGUGGGUCCAGCAGGCUUAAGGAAGGGGCCAGGAGGGAAAAAGCAGGAAGGGAAGGCCACCAGAAGGAAAGAAAGGGGACCCACAAAGAAACAGAAGCACAGGUUCUGAGUUGGAAGUGCGGAAAGUGGAGCCCAGUCUUGGGCUCCUCCCCGAUGUCACAUUCUGUCACCUACACGCAGAAUUCAGCUCUCCUC
Messenger RNA from Lynx canadensis (Canada lynx), 3354 nucleotides. It is a transcript of the gene IFNAR2, whose product is annotated as interferon alpha and beta receptor subunit 2. The record is from RefSeq and is a predicted model, not a curated record. The transcript is spliced from 9 exons. Gene Ontology annotation, molecular function: protein binding; interleukin-22 receptor activity. NCBI's taxonomy places the organism in Eukaryota, Metazoa, Chordata, Mammalia, Carnivora, Felidae. The coding region runs from base 1182 to 2741 and encodes 519 amino acids.